AUGGAAUCGUGGAUUAUAUCGUUCCUUGAUUAUUUUUCGAAACAGUUAGCCAUCUACUUAGGAACUGUAAUGUUACUUGCUGGUUUAGUCGGAGGAUUUUUAACAAUUGUUGUAUUUCUGAGUUUACAUACAUUUCGAAAUAGCUCUUGUGCAUUCUAUUUACUAGUCAUGUCGAUUUUCAACAUCGGAAAUCUGCUUGGCGGUUUGCUCACUCGGAUAGUCAUUACCGGCCUUGGCAUCGACUGGACAAUAAGUUCGCAAUUUUAUUGUGCAUUUCGAUGGUAUUAUCUUUAUUCUGGUGUGCUGACUUCAUUUACAAUGAUUUGUUUUGCGACUAUUGAUCAGUACUUUGCAACAUGUACACGUCCCCGUUGGCAACGAUGGAGUAAUAUAAAACUUGCUCGUUGGCUGUCUUUUGCAGUGAUUAUUACUUGGCCUAUUUUGGCAACUCCUUACAUGUUGUACUUCAAAGUCAUUGAACAAUCACCAUCGGGUAAACUGGUAUGUACCAGUGUUAACAAGAUGUUUUAUCAAUAUCAUACUUACGUUUACAUUAUCACUCUGUCGGGAACCGUACCUAUCGUCGUUACACUUAUAUUCGGCUAUUUAGCUUAUCGUAAUGUUCAAACAUUGGCGCAUCGAACUUUACCAUUGGUUCGACGUGAAUUAGACAAACAAAUGACAAAAAUGGUUCUUGUUCAAGUCGUGCACAAUGGUUUUGCAAGCAUUCCCUAUGUUAUUGUUAUUGCAAUAAUGAAUAGUUCAUCUGCACCAACUGAUCCUGUGUCAGUUGCUAAAUUACAAUUCUUUCUUCUUCUCACAAUCUACUUUUAUUAUUUUAACUAUGUAAGCCCAUUUUAUAUUUAUCUGGGUGCAUCAGAACGAUUUCGUCACCAAUUAUUUUAUGUUUUACUUGAAAUUCAUUUGAAACGAUGGCGACGAAGACAAACAGCUGUCGGUCAAAUCGAUCAGCAGUUGUAUACGCAUGCAUAA
This is a messenger RNA of Adineta ricciae, 993 nucleotides long. The record is from the annotation of a GenBank genome assembly. NCBI's taxonomy places the organism in Eukaryota, Metazoa, Rotifera, Eurotatoria, Adinetida, Adinetidae.